AUGGGGAUAGGUGUUGUUAUUCGAGAUUCAGCAGGUGAUAUUCAGGUGGUGUUAGCUACUCAAAGAAAUUUUGUAACCUCUGCCUACUUAGCUGAGCGUUAUGCCCUUUUAAGAGCAGUAAACUUAUGCACUGAUCUGGGUUUUGAGAAUGUUGAGUUUGAAGGAGAUGCUAAGGCAGUUGUUGAUGCAGUAAAUGCUACGGCUUCAGAUUCUUCAUGGUCAGGUCAGAUUAUUGAAGACAUUAGGCAAGCCAAGUUACUGCACUCAAGAUGGAAGUUCUCUUUUAUCAGAAGGGAAGGAAAUCAAUCAGCUCAUCAAACUGCACAGUUAGCGCUUUCUUUAGAUAUAGAAACUGUUUGGAUGGAGGAAGGACCUGUUGCGGUUCUACCUUAUAUUUAG
This is a messenger RNA of Juglans microcarpa x Juglans regia, 399 nucleotides long. RefSeq lists its product as uncharacterized. Gene Ontology annotation, molecular function: RNA-DNA hybrid ribonuclease activity; nucleic acid binding. The record is from RefSeq and is a predicted model, not a curated record. Bases 1 to 399 code for a protein of 132 amino acids. NCBI's taxonomy places the organism in Eukaryota, Viridiplantae, Streptophyta, Magnoliopsida, Fagales, Juglandaceae. The transcript has a single exon.